Molecule: messenger RNA, 2632 nt
Organism: Actinia tenebrosa (Australian red waratah sea anemone)
Lineage: Eukaryota; Metazoa; Cnidaria; Anthozoa; Actiniaria; Actiniidae
Product: galanin receptor type 1
Biological process (GO): G protein-coupled receptor signaling pathway
Cellular component (GO): membrane
Molecular function (GO): G protein-coupled receptor activity
Source: RefSeq, a predicted model, not a curated record
GGACGUUGCCAUGGAAACGCCUUAUUAUUUUCUUCAAAAACCUUAACACGACGGAAAGGCGUCUUAAUCACAUCGGAAGACGAUAAGAAGAUAAGCARGAUCAUUACUACUAAGAGCUGAAUCUCAAGACUUCUCUUGAAUCGUCCGUUCACUUCACUUGAUGAGCUGCUUCGUAACUGGAGCACCUUGAAGAAUUCUGCCCUAGACGUCAGCUUGCUAUUUCUGCACUUUGUCCCAUGUCGCCCUUUSAUUGAGGAAGAAAUCAUAAGCAAACUACUGUUCCCAACGAUUUUGCUGUUGUCUUGGACACAUCUUUCUGAAGAGAACUGAGAAGAGCAAGAGACGCCAACCCUGCGGUUCCUAUGAACGGUGAUCAACCUGAGACUUUGCAACAAAGGGUUGCUGGACGGACAUCCGAGUGAAAUAGAUCUGCUGGUAGGAGUAACAAGUCAUUAUUUAAGAAGAAAUUUGCUACGAAURCACCACAACAAAAGAAGAUAGUGAAGARGCUUAGUACAUCGUGGCCAAACAACUCGUGCCGUUAAGAGCAAGGAGCUGGGAGAUACGACAUAAAGUCAAGAGAAACCUKGAAGAAGAACAAUUAGCCACCACGAGACGCGGGAUUGAAAAUGAAUCUAUCUCAGAACGGAUCCAUUGUCCCAAAGAUUCCAGAUUACUACAAAGAAUCACUAGGACUAGUAAUAACAAGACUGUCUUUUGAGACAGCCAUAGCGUUGGCCGGUGUCGUAGGGAACAUUUUAGUUUGUAUCGUGAUCGCUUCGAAACGCCUUCGAGGAAGAGCGUCCAUGCAUUAUUAUCUGUUGAACCUGGCGCUUGCAGACAUUGGAGUGCUGACUGUCAUCUUUCCAAUUGCAGUAGUCAGAGAGAGAAUCCCAGGAUACUGGCCAUUUGGUAGGAUCGUCUGCCUUUAUAUCUACCCAUUCGUAGACACUUUCUAUGGGGCUUCSAUAUGGUUCAUCACGUCGAUUGCAUUCCAGAGGUACAGAAAAAUAGUAGUCAAAGGAAAAGGUAUUCAUGGGGAAAGUAGUUCGACAAGGCAGAUCAUCUGUAACCUUCUCUUGAUCUGGCUAGUUUCUUUCCUCAUCGCUUCAUUUCCUCUUUUCUUCAUCUUUACGUAUUUUGAAGACACURAAAACAAUAAAAUCCACUGUUGGCCCGCCUGGGAAAAAGCACCUCACAAAUCCCUCAGCGCGACCUAUACGGUCAGUCUAAUUGUCUUCUCUUAUGUUUUACCGUUGGCUGUCAUCUCAUGGACUUACGUCGGGAUAUGGCGGGAAAUUCGUAUGAGCAAUUUGUUUCACCAAAGCCUUGACAGAGAAGCGGGCGGCUCCUCUAACAACAAGAUUCACAAAAGACUGAAUGAAAACGCUCGCGCCAAAAAGAUCCUGACGCCUAUCGUUGUCACCUUUGCAGUUACAAUGCUGCCAGUCAGUGUAUUUCGAUUACUUGUUGUKUUCUGGAAACCUCUACCUUCCAUUCAUCAUUUCUGGACUUUUUAUAACACCAUGGUCAUCAUGACGAUAGCCAAUUCUGCUGCCAACCCUAUUAUAUACUCUGUUGUGAGUAGAGAAUUCCGAAGUGCCUUCAUUAAGUUGAUCUUAAGAAGAGAACAUUCCAUACUAUCAAGGCUACCUUCAAAAAGCGAUGCUCACACCAAAGUCACCAACGAUAAACGAAAGAGAUCGUUUAAUGUUGCAACGCCGUUCUCUCCAAARACCUGGCCAGAUGCUAAGCAACUCAAAGAAACAGUCCUUUAGACUAUAUAUAUAUACCUAUUUCAAAAAAGGUUGUCAUCUUCAAAAGGCGAUAUAGGGAAUAGGAGAUAGGCGAAAAGCGAUCCAAGAAUAGCUGGAAUGACUUGUGUUUCUGCUUCAUAUUUUCGUUAAGAACAUGAACCUUAGUGUUGAGACUGAUUCGAUGUUCUUUGUAUUCAAAGAAACCUUUUCCAUGUCGAGAAUGACCUAUCGCCUAUCGCCUUUGGCGAAGACAACGUUCUUUGGAAUAGAUGUACUUAACAGAGCAUAUUUAUUCCGCAGAGAAUGAAUAUAGUUCUAAAGUUGUCCUCCAAGCCAGGGGCAGCUUGUCCGUCUAGUAACCAGAAGAGCUUGAAAAAUACGAUGGCCAAAAAUUUUACUAUUACCGGCGUUUGCAUUGCUAAGCGGCCACCCCAGACAAAAAUCGCGACGUGCACUUUGCAAUAGACUGCCGUCAAUCAAACACGAAACUUUUGUUUUCAAGCUGCUUAUUUUUAAAUUUUGAUUUCUAAAAUGCCAUUGAUUGAAAAUAAAGUUUAUCUGAAAAAGGUGUUCCGAAGAAUUGACAAAUGUAAAUUAAACUUUAGGCUGUAGCUACUGCGGAGAGAAAGUACUAUUAGACGUCAAUCAAGGAUAAGUAAAGAGAGCAGCUUCUACAGCCAUUCAUUGAAUAGAAUGGAAAAUUAAUAAUGGACAAAUACUCUAAUGGCCUAAUGCAUAUGUAAAUAGCUURAAGUCGGGGGCUAAAACUCUUAAUGAUAAAAUUAACUGAAAUAAAUUGUACUAACUUAAGAAUUUAAAGUUUCGUAGGUCUACAGUCUACUGAGGUCUAUUAAACUUGCUAAUUUGUGAACAUA